AUGGAUCAGGGGAUCACUGUUCCAGUUACUUUUAUUCGCUCUUUUAAAUACCGCACGACGUUCUACAUACCUUUGAAAAACAUUCCCCAAUCAGCCACUGUUAGAGAAUUAUUUGAUCGUAUACAUCAUGAGUUGAAAAAUUCUGCUGCGCCAUCACCUUUCAAGAGUUAUUCCUAUGAUGCGCUGAAGGUUCGUCACAAAGCUUUCGCAAUGAAGUCAGGUGAACUGUUGAUCGACGUAGAUGGUGAUCCUAUUUCAGACAAUUCUACAGAGACUAUACAGUCUCUUGGAAUAGUGCAUGAAACCGAAGUGGCGGUCUUCAAAAAGAGUGACUUUUGGGCUCAAAGGAAUGAUCCAGAAUUUCUGUGGUAAACUUCCAUAAACCCCCGGACUGAGUAAAUAUUGCAGAUUAUUUCCUUACAACUGUUUACUUCUUAUAUAAGAAUAUUAGAAAAAUUAUAUAUCCAGUUAUUUGAUUUGUUGGUCUUUAACACUAGUGUUUCUUCUGAUCUUUGUAUAAGCUUGAUUUUAAUCCUGGGAUGUCUUUUAGGGUGUUUAUCAAAGUUCUAUUUAUUGUAUGCACGAUUAUGUACUCAAAAUUCUCAAUGUUUAUUGUGUAUCAGUAACCGUGUAAUCUGGAGUCCAUACCGAUAGCUUCUACCUUGACGUGGUGGUCGGGCUUGCACAUUGCGAUGACCCAACAAGCUACAAUGGCUGGAACCAAUGUUCCUGCAGGUCCUACCAUGCCAGGAAGGUUGUUAUGAUAGCGAUUAGACUAAAAGCAAUUACAGACACAGUGUAAGAAUCGUUCUUACACUAUGCUGGGGGUCUGUGAACGAAGUUGUACUGCUGGGGAACAGAGGCGUAACAGCAGUGCGGUGUUUCCCUCAGAUGACCAGCA
This is a messenger RNA of Trichobilharzia regenti, 901 nucleotides long. NCBI's taxonomy places the organism in Eukaryota, Metazoa, Platyhelminthes, Trematoda, Strigeidida, Schistosomatidae. The record is from the annotation of a GenBank genome assembly.